This is a messenger RNA of Neurospora tetraspora, 1047 nucleotides long. RefSeq names its product zinc knuckle-domain-containing protein. The record is from RefSeq and is a predicted model, not a curated record. Lineage: Eukaryota; Fungi; Ascomycota; Sordariomycetes; Sordariales; Sordariaceae. Bases 88 to 945 code for a protein of 285 amino acids. The transcript is spliced from 2 exons.
GUGGACGAGGAUAGUUCACCUUAAUUUUGCAUAAAGCUUCAAUUUCCAGGGGCUAGCCACAUUCCAACAACCCUUCGAGUUAUCGCCAUGUAUCGAGGACGCAAUAUACCGUCCAAGUCAACUCCGUCAGCCGUCCAAUGCCAGAAAUGCCUAAAGAGAGGCCACUAUUCGUACGAGUGUAAAGCCUCAGCUGCGGAACGGCCCUAUAUCCCGAGGCCGUCGCGCACCCAGCAGCUCUUUAACCCCAAGCUGUUGCCCAAGCUUACUAGUGCCGUGCCGCCUCAGGACAAGAAAGGCGUGGCCGACGAGAUUCUAGCCCAGAGGGAGGCUGAGCGAGCCAAGAAGAAGGAGCUCGAAAGGGAUGACGAGUCGCCAUCCAGAUAUGUGAGCCCAAGGAGAAGCAGAAGCAGAUCAGCUUCGGUCGAUUCGGUAUCGACCAUCUCCACACGAUCCCCAUCCCCAAGGCCUUCUCGCCAUUCUAGGUCACCCCCACGGAGAGCGCAUGCCCAAGACUUUUUUGAGCCGCCGCCCAAGGCGCCUUCGGCUCGCCAACGCUCAGUCGACUCUCGGGAUCGGUAUUCUAGCCGCAGGUCAGAGAGCCCCGUCAAACACUCAUCGCGGAAAGGAUCACCGCCUCCUCGCCGUCGUUCCCCGUCGCCCCGCCGUGAGCGCGGACGUGAACGCGGGCGUGGCUCCGGGAGGGCAAGGCCAUCCAGGCGCGACUAUUCCGUUUCCGAGUCCAGGUCCAGGUCACCAGUCCGCUCACCGGUUAGGCGGGAUAGCAAGGGAGAGAACCACAGGGCAGGAGGAUACUACCGGGACAGGGCGUCGCCGCAACGACCUCCAAAGCGUGAACCGUCUCCCCCGCCACCGCCGCGCGAGCGGAGUCUCAGCCCUUUCAGCAAGAGAUUAGCGUUGACACAGUCUAUGAAUAUGGGUAGAUAGGAUUUGCGGUGUUGGGUAUCAAAGUAAAGAUAGCAUACUUUCUCUGUAAAACAAAAUCAUGACAGUUUCCUCCCUCUUGAGCUCUGGGAGCACAUCUCGUCC